Messenger RNA from Galleria mellonella (greater wax moth), 2048 nucleotides. RefSeq names its product probable serine/threonine-protein kinase DDB_G0283337. The record is from RefSeq and is a predicted model, not a curated record. The transcript has 4 exons. Lineage: Eukaryota; Metazoa; Arthropoda; Insecta; Lepidoptera; Pyralidae. Bases 174 to 1925 code for a protein of 583 amino acids.
UUUUACUAUUGUUUUUAUACUGUCUGUCUCAUAUUUGAUGUUGAAUUUUUUUUAUUAUUUGUUUUCUAUACUUAUUAGAUAACAUCAUAUCUGAUUUGAAUGCAAUUAAUAUUUCAAUUUAUGGCAUCUACCAAGAAUGUAGUGUAAGAUAUAUAAACUUAUUUACUAUUGUCAUGUCUAAUUUUAUGGAUCAAGCAGUUGAAUGUGUUCGAAAAAUUGUUGACAUUCAUCGAUGUGGCGUUUGUGACAGGUCAGAUGGACUUCGUCAAAGGUAUCCUUGUGGGUUUUCUGUUUGCGAAGACUGUGCAACUGAAGCUCAGGAGUGCAUACAGUGCUUAACAACUUUAAAUUCUUCUCCUUGUAACAAAUCAGUGAUAGACGAGCAACUUUCACAAAAAGUAGGCCAUGUAUCACAUCUUCUGAAUGUGUUUCAAGAAGUCUUCAACAUAGAUGUGUAUAGAAGGCAAAGAAUUUCUGACCAACUGAAAGUUGAAAAAGAAGUAUUUCCUGAAUGCAUUCAAGCCCCUAUAAAAUAUUGUAACAAACGAAAAAGUCUUAACAUUCAAUAUAACAACAAGGAAAAUAAGAGAAAGUCUGUGUACCAUGGUGAAAACACAUCACAUAAGAGGAAAUUGAAUAUGGAUAAAAUUCAAUACAUAGAAAAAUGGAUUCAAGAUAAUAAGACAAACUCUCCAAGAAUCCCACUUGCAGAUUUAAAUAUCAACAAUCAAAAUACUUCACAAACAAAUGAACAAAAUGUAAUGAAAAAUAAUAAUCCUAUUAUAACAAUAAGGAAAGAUAAGUUUCAAAGUAGUAAUAGGAGAAAAAUAUUAAACAUCACCAGUCGCAAGAAAAAAUACACACUUACACAAAAUAAAAAUCAGUCUACUAAUAUAAUUGAUAAACACAAAACGAAACAAAAGAAUGAUUUAGUUGGUAAAAUAACAAUAACAGAAAGUAAUAAUUUAAUAUCUGAUUAUAAAAAGAAAAAUGAAAAUGAUGAAAGUGGUAUUGUUAUGGAUGAUGAUUAUAUAAUUAUAGAUGAUACACCAACUGAAAUUGUUGAUAAAGAUAAACUUGCAUUGCUGGCUAUUGAAGCUGCUGAAGAAACUGAAAAACAGAAACAAUCUGACUCCAAUUUGAUGCAAAAUUCAUUAGGCAAUAAAAAUGUAAGGAGUAAUAAAAUUAAUGAACAACUUUCCAAUUAUACUGAAACUUCAUAUCAAAAAGACAAUAAAAGUAUUGUGCCAUUUAUUAAGAAAGGAUUAUUUGUCGAACCUUGCAUGGCCUGUAGAUAUGAUUUGUAUAAAACAAAUAAAAGUACAUUAAACAAUGUUUCAUUCAGUAUUGAUAAUGUUAAUUUUGUAACUGAUGUUAAAAUUUCUAAAAUAGAACACAAAAGAAGUAUUAAGAGUUCUGUUGCAGUGCAAACUGACAUUAAUGAAAUAAUCCAAAUUAAGAAUGAUUUGGUAAUCGCUGGUGCUAAAGACAAAUAUUUCUCUAUGGAGAGCCAGGACAUAUUUGUAGAUGAACCAAAUAAACAUUUUAGUGAAACAUUGCAUAAAUAUGGUUUUACUUCAGAAGAAGAAAAGACAAAUAAUUCAAAUAACACUAAAUCAAUAUAUAAUGAUAAAAAAAACAUAAUUAUAGAAGAAUCUGACAGUGAUUUAGAUAUGGAUGCAGGACAAAUUAGUAUAGAUGUUACUGCUGAAGUUCAUAGAUCUUGUGAACCAAAGGACUAUGGAAUUUUAACUGAAAUACCUCCAAGUGAAUCUAGCACAAGAAAAAGACGUGUGGAGCGCAGACCUACACCGGCGAGUACGGAUUCAUCUGACAAAGAAAAUUUUGAUCCUAAUAGAAGUAAAAGACGUAAAUAUUAUGGAAAAAAAUUUUUAAAGAAAAAACCAACUGGUGCACUGUUAUAAGUUUAACAAUACUUACGCGUUAGAAUUAUAUACGAGGCUAAUCUACCUCAGGAUCGUCUUUUCUAUUUACAGAUUUAUGUUUUUCUAAUUUUAAUCAGAAUUAUAUCAUUUUGAAAGUUUUAA